Salpingoeca rosetta is the source of this 2081-nucleotide messenger RNA. RefSeq lists its product as uncharacterized. The transcript has a single exon. Bases 170 to 1813 code for a protein of 547 amino acids. The record is from RefSeq and is a predicted model, not a curated record. Lineage: Eukaryota; Choanoflagellata; Craspedida; Salpingoecidae.
GUGCGUUGUCUUGGUUGCAGCCUCAAGCCACGAACAAACACGCGCGCAUGCAUUCACCACGCAGACCUCAAGCCACCAACAAGCAACCAACAAGCAACCAGCAAGCCAAGCAAGCCAGCAGCCACCCACCAACAGGACCAAGGAGCAAAGAGCAGAGGAGACCAGCACAAUGAAGGUGAGCCCGAUAGUGGACGCGACGGAGCCGCAGCCGUUGUCGCAGCCGGAGGAAGUGGUGUUGGCAAUGGAGGUGCCCGCCAAGAAAAGGGCAGGAAGCAAGUCGCGCUCCCCGCUCAUCACCAUUCUCAUCCUCACCGCGGUCGUCGGCGUCGUGGCAACAAGCAUCACCACAGGCGUGUACUACGGGACCAAGUCAGCAUCCUCGUCGUCUUCCAGCCAAGGCGCUGGUGGAAGUAACACGAACAAUGUUGGUGGUACUCCAACCAACGCAACAACAAACGGCACUUCUGCAAGCGACUCAUCCACAACUACGACAACUACGACAACGACAACAACAACCACCACAACGACCACAACGACGACGACAACGACAACGACAACGACAACAACGACAACGACGACGUCGACAACACGUGCAGCUGCGGCCAUGGUCACGUUCCGAUAUGCUGGUGUUCAGCGAAUCGAGUCAACCGCCGUCAACGACGCUGGUAUGGUGUGCAUGGCGGGUACCUCCAACCAGGCCAUCUUUGGUGACACCUUUCAAGGCGACUUCGAUGCGCUCAUUGCAUGCUUCGACGCCACUGACCAGCUCGUGUGGGGCAAGACCUUUGGUACCGCCUUCUAUGACUGGGCAACCAGCGUGGCCUUCGACAGCAACGGUGACCUCCUUGUGACGACUUCUUUCCGUGUCUUUGCGCACCGGAGCGGCGACUUGACGCUGAUGAAGCUUGACAGCGCAACCGGCAGCGAGAUCUGGAGCAAGACUUUCCCACAAGGCACCAGAUCCGCACAAGCGAUUGUCACAGUCGACACUGUGAACGGCGGCCUGCUUUUAUGCGGCGACGUCACCAACGACCGGAAAAUCGACGACACUGGUGCUUCAACGUCAUACUACAAUCCUCGCGACGCCUACGUGAUGCACCUUGACGACGACGGCAACAAGGAGUGGGAGACGUACCUCCGCCACGCGUCCAACGAGGAGUUCCGCGCAUGUACAGUUGGCCCAGACGGCAGCAUUUAUGCCGCCGGCUUCACAACCGGCAGCCUGUACGGUGACACGAACCAAGGUGGUGACAGCGACGCCUUGGUCGUCAAGUUUGACAGCAAUGGCACGUUCCUUUGGGGCAAGACGCACGGUGGCGAUGCCCGGGACCAGUUCUACAGCAUUGCCGUGUCGAGCAGCGGUGAAGUGUUUGUGGCCGGUGUAAGCUACAGCAGCAGCGCGCUCGGCAACCCGCCCAAAGGGAGUGCAGACAGCGUCUUUGCCCGCUUGAGCGCGGACGACGGCAGCAUCGUGUGGGCAUCCGACGAGCUGGCUACAAGCGGCGGCGACAAUGGAUUCACCGUGCUUGUUGACGAUGCUGGCAACGCCGUGUUUUUCGGCGCGGCCUUCGGCGAUGUUCUCGGGCAAACGCAGGAUUCCGAAGUUGAUCUCGUCGUUGCUGCCGCUAGACCCUCUGAUGGCACAAUCAUGUGGGGCGAGCUUGUCAAAACGGGGCACGGUGCUGGAAGAGAGUACAUGUGUGGCGCACGCAGCAACAACGGCCGCAUUGUUGCUGGUGGCUAUCGUACUGGUGAUGGAACGCUUGACAAUGAGGACAUAGCCCUGGUCCGCUUCUACGGACCAAACCCUUGAGCGUACGGCGUCUGCGGGCGCAUGGUUGUGUGUUUGUCUGCUUGUUUCUUGCUUGUGUCAAUACGCAUGCGUGCUUGCCUGCUUUUGUGCGCGUGUUUGUGUCAUGCGCGCGCGUGUGUGUGAGUGUGAGGGGAAGAGCUUUCUAUCCUGUUUGAAUGUGUUCUCGGCUACGAUCGGCAGCUGCUUUCAUUGCUAUGAAUGGGAAUAUGUGAAGACUAUUUUACGAGAACAACAGUAGCAUACAGAGUACACACGCUACAUCGUGAAA